CACACGCUCUGAUUGCGAGUCUCCGCGCUGCUCAGGUUGUAACAUCGGUGUCCAACGGGCAGAGAUGCCGGGUGCGGGAUUCGUGAGGGUAGCUGUGCUUUGCGCUCUGGUGGCUCAAAACUGCCGUGCGGAGCUCACGACACCCGUGCAGGACCCGAAACUCGUUCCCGAAUCCUCCCUGCUCAAGCAUAAAGUCAUGAUCGCGAUUCUGGCUCGGAACGCGGCGCACAGUCUGCCGUACUACCUGGGCUGCAUCGACAGACUGGACUACCCGAAGGAUCGGAUUGCGAUAUGGGCUGCAACAGAUCACAAUGUGGACAACACCACUGCCGUGCUGAGAGAAUGGCUGAAGAACAGGCAGAGCAGAUACCACUAUGUGGAGUGGAGGCCUAUGGAGGAACCAAGGUCAUACACAGAUGAGUGGGGGCCGAAGCACUGGGCCCCGUCUCGGUUCAACCAUCUGAUGAAGCUCAGACAGGCAGCACUGAAGGCUGCACGAGAACGCUGGGCUGAUUAUAUACUGUUUGUUGACAGUGAUAACCUCCUAACUAACCCACGGGUGUUGGAUCUAUUGAUAGCAGAGAAUUUGACACUGGUGGCACCCAUGUUGGAUUCACGAUCCCUCUACUCAAACUUCUGGUGUGGCAUCACUCCUCAGGGUUAUUACAAGCGUACCCCAGACUACCAGCCUAUCCGUGAGUGGAAGCGUUUGGGAUGUUUUUCAGUGCCCAUGGUGCAUUCCACCUUCCUGCUGGAUCUAAGACGUAGCGGCACACAUGAUCUGGCCUUCUACCCACCUCAUCCUGACUACAGCUGGGCUUUCGACGAUAUCAUGGUCUUUGCAUUCUCAGCUCGACAAGCUGGUGUGCAGAUGUACGUGUGUAACAAAGAGCACUAUGGUUUCCUGCCUGUACCUCUGAAAGCCCAGCAAAGUGUGGACGAUGAGGAGGAGAGUUUCACACACACUAUCACUGAAGCCAGCAUUGAUCAUAAUGUAAAACCCUCAGAGUUCAUCUUCGCUCCACCUAAACCCCAGGACAAGAUGGGCUUUGACGAGAUCUUUCUGAUUAACCUAAAACGGAGGUUAGACCGGAGGGAGCGAAUGUUGAACACCCUGGAAGUGCUGAGACUUGAGGUGUCUGUGCUUGAUGCUGUAGAUGGGAAGGCUCUGAAUACAUCUCAGCUGCAAGCUCUAGGUAUAGAAAUGUUACCGGGGUAUAUGGAUCCGUACUCCAAAAGGGUGCUGACACGUGGAGAGAUUGGCUGCUUCCUCAGCCACCACUUAAUCUGGAAACAGGUGGUGGAGAGGGGUCUACAGUGUGUGCUGCUUUUGGAGGAUGACGUGAGGUUUGAGCCUCGGUUUAAGAGAAGGUUGCAGAUCAUCAUGGAGGAUGUUAAAAGAGCUCAGCUGGACUGGGACCUCAUAUAUGUGGGUCGUAAGCGAAUGCAGGUGGCCCAGCCAGAGGUGUCCGUAGAAGGUGUGAAUAACCUGGUAGAAGCUGAUUACUCAUACUGGACUCUAGGUUACGCUCUUUCACUGCAGGGGGCCAAGAAACUCCUCGCUGCUCAGCCGCUUGGCAAGAUGCUCCCUGUGGAUGAGUUCCUGCCAAUCAUGUUCAACAAACACCCAAAUGCAGCAUACAUGUCCUACUUUGAUCCCAGGGAACUACGUGCUUUCUCUGUUGAGCCGUUACUGUUGUACCCAACACAUUAUACGGGUGAGCCUGGUUACUUCAGUGACACUGAGACCUCCACUAUUUGGGAUGAUGAAGCAGUCAGCACGGACUGGGACAGAAAGUACGCCCAAAAAACUACUCAGCAGGGACAAAUAUGCCCUGUUGCCCAGAACAGUGUCACUGGAGACACACCACCGCCUGCAUCCCGAGCCUUGCGAGAUGAACUCUGAGAAGAGAAAUCACACACCCCAGCAACAAACACAAACUCAGACAUUCUCAAACUACACAACUGACUAACUCAGCUCACUCCUCAAUAUCAUCCAGGCCCCGCCCCUUUGGCGACACAUCAGCCAAUAGCAUGACAGCUGGCUGGGCUGCUCAAACACCAUUGGCUGGCUGGCUGAUUUUGCAAAGUCUGUUCACUAAGAGACACAAAAACACACAAGCUCCUUAAAUUUCCACUUGAUUUAUUUCGUCAUGCCUUCCACAGACAUUGAGGGACCAAACUGUCCCAGGUGGAAACUUAAAAGCACUUGAAGGAUGAGAACACCUUGCAAGGACUGGACAGAGACAGACUUAUGGGAGUAACAACAUUUGGGUGUGCAAGAACAAUACUUAUGCAGAGGAAUUUUUAUUUAAAAAGAUUUUAUAUGGUUUUAUAUUGUACAUAAAAUAUAUAAUUUCAGGGCAGAACAAGAAAUAAAAGAAUCCUGCAGCCUUUCACUAUUUUCAAACCAAGGAAACAUCAAACAGUUGUUCAGUCAGAUGCUCUUCAUGAUAAAGAACAUUAUAAAAUCUCUUGUAAAUGCCAUUUAUGUGUCCAAUAUUAUAUUUAGGUGCCUGAAAUUAAGAGGUAUUGGAGGAAACUUAAUCAACAUUUGAAGUACUCUCUUUACCAAACUGUUUAAGUAUGUACUGUCUUGUUCUGGGCGAAUAUUUAGCAAAAGCAUAUCUGUGUUAUGGUGAACAUCACAUUGUCUUCCAGCAGAGACAUCAAUACUUACUUCCAGAAAAUUCCAGGAGACGUGUGUACUUUGAGUGUUUGGUUCUACUGUGCUGUAUGUUAUUUGUCAUAAUUCGAAAGGGCAUUGGAUAUACCCUCAUUUGUUCACUCAGCAGGCUGGUUCCUGUUUUCUGACUGUAGAUUUCAUUAACUUUUCUGAACACUGAAGAUGUCAUGGUGCUGGUGGUGGGGCUGUGUCAAUAAAAC
Messenger RNA from Myxocyprinus asiaticus (Chinese sucker), 2886 nucleotides. Its product is annotated as procollagen galactosyltransferase 2-like. Lineage: Eukaryota; Metazoa; Chordata; Actinopteri; Cypriniformes; Catostomidae. The record is from RefSeq and is a predicted model, not a curated record. Gene Ontology annotation, molecular function: procollagen galactosyltransferase activity. Bases 65 to 1906 code for a protein of 613 amino acids. The transcript is spliced from 12 exons.